Molecule: messenger RNA, 2205 nt
Organism: Pseudophryne corroboree (corroboree frog)
Lineage: Eukaryota; Metazoa; Chordata; Amphibia; Anura; Myobatrachidae
Product: hepatic lectin-like
Exons: 7
Coding region: 137-805 (222 amino acids)
Molecular function (GO): signaling receptor activity
Source: RefSeq, a predicted model, not a curated record
UCAUUAGGAAGCAGUGACCGGGGCACGGCACUGUACAUAACAGAUACACAUGUUUUUCUGUCAUUCAUUUCCUCUGUUUCAGCAAAUCAGUAUAUAUCCAUUAAAUGGACAGUAAGUCAACACUUCAACCCUAAACAUGGACUCAGACUGGACUACAAGUCGUGACAGUGAUUUCAAGUAUUCAGCCAGUGGAUGGCGCUAUUUUUGUGGAAAAAAGCCUGAAUGGAUUACCUAUGGACUGCUGAUGUUACUGUAUGUACUGAUCCUGGCCCUGGUCAUUACUGUCUUCUGUGGAUCCACUACAUCCAGUACAUCUCAGACAGUCAGUAAGGCAGAGCUUGAUGGCUUUAACAAAACAGUCAGUGAACUUACUUCAUGGGUGAACCAGCUGGAAGCAUCUGCAAAGAAAAAGUCCUGUGACCCUGGUUGGCUGCAGUUUGAUGGCAGCUGCUAUUACCUCACUUUAUCCAAGUCUAAUUGGAACAAAUCGAGGAGUGUGUGUAUUAAAAAGGGAGCCGACCUCGCUGUGAUCACCAGUGAGAGAGAACAGAAUUUCCUUACUACUAAAUCUGCUGCCAACUAUGGCAAACGCUUCUGGAUUGGACUUCAUGACGCCAUCGAGGAAGGUGUUUGGAUAUGGGUGGAUGGAACAAACUACGAAGCAUCUUAUACGUCCUGGAAGGAAGGGGAGCCGAAUGAUCACUUUGGGGAUGAAGACUGUGUACACUUGUGGACUGCCGGGGAGUGGAAUGAUGUGUAUUGCACAUAUGAUGACAGUUAUGCAAUUUGUGAGAAGAAGCUCUGAGUUUGUGUCCUACAGGAGACUUAUUCUGCAGCCGUCUCAUGGAGCUCAUUGAUCAUAUACAUCUAAAUAGCAUUUUAAACUGAUUUGUGUUCACCUUUGUAACUAUUUCCCCUAUUUUAUGUAUGCUCUCCUUCCCCUGCCAUUCAGUGCAGCACUGAGGCACCUUACCACGGCUGCCAACAGAAAUUGUGGGGGGAAAUAGGAAGCCACCUCCCCCCCUACCACCAGCCAAAAUAGUGCAGGCCGGGCCCCCCUUUUCUGUCAGAGUGUACCUGCUGGCAGUGUUGUGCCUUCUCCCAAUCUUGGACCCACCUACCUAUACUCCACGGGACACCCGCCUAUACUCCCGAGUCCUCAGUAACCUGCUGAGUCUGUGGUCCAUUCCUGGACUGUUGUGGGUUAUGCCUGCUGCUGUGCUCCUCCUGCUGAUCUUAUUGAGGAUCGCUUGUGAGCGAGCGGUAGUAGUGGGCUGGCAAUAGGAGCAGGCGGGCAGUAGGGGAUCAGUAUGCAAAACACCAGCAGCCGGGAUUCUGGCCGUCAGUAUACAGACAGCGGAAUCCUGGCCACCGGUAUGCCGGCAGCGGGGCGAGCGCAUGAAAGUAUUCUAGAAAAUAUUCUCCCUCUAUGGGUGUCGUGGAAACCCACAGAGGGAUAAAAGCCUGUGGCGCAAGGAUUCUGGCACUGGUAUUUCACCGCUAGUCGGGAUUCCGGAGUUGGCAUUAUGACUAGAGGUAUUGUAACCGCAUCCCAGCAGUAGGAGUAGUGUGGGCAGGUGGGCGGUAGGAGCAAUGCAGGCCCUACAAGCAGUGUGGGGAGUAUAGCACUGCAGGUGAUAGGAUCAGCGUGGGCAGUAGAAAUGGUGCAGGCCAUGCCCUCCCUCUCUGUCAGAGUGUCCAGGCCCAGGAGUGCAGACUCCCAGCUCCAUCUUGAUGGUGGCUUUGUCCUUACUAAUCAUUAACAGCAGGGCCAAACUGCCCAUCUGGCACUUCUGGCAAAUGCCAGAAGGGCUGAUGGGCCGGUUCGGUCCACAGAGGCCGGGAACGCAGCGCAGCUCCUGGCUGUUUUGUCCCCCGCUGCCACCUGUAGUGCCCUGUUGCUAAGCGAUGUGGGGCGUGCCGAGAGUCCAUGCCCCCUGACUCGCGGCACGCCUCCAUUUGCAGUGUCUGCGCGCCCUUUUCUUGGCACGUGCAUCCCCUUUUAUGUGUGCGCGCACACAGAUGCCAGGGCCGGAAAGAGGCCCCAGUCCGAACCCUGAUUAACAGUAAUAUUUUUAUAUAGGACCUUUCCACUAUUAUGUACCCAGGGCUGUCUUAACAACAUUGCAGGCCUUGGGCAAAGCAAUUAACUAGGACAGCUACCCACCCAUUUACAGGAAUAAAAAAUUAUUUAAAAAAUCAUAA